UGGAGCAUGUUUGGAUGCUCGGUCGGGCGUAAGAAGAAGAGAUCUUUGAAGAACCGGGCAGGGAAGAGAGCUAGGAAGAGCAGCGGGGGAAAAAGGGCAAGGGGAAGCAUGCCGAGGAGGAGGAAGAGCCGGAAGAGGAAGAGGAGGAAGAGGAGGAAGAGGAGGAAGAGGAAGAGGAGGAAGUGGAGGAGGAGGAGGAGGAGGAGGAGGAGGAGGAGGAGGAGGAGGAGGAGGAGGAGGAGGAGGAGGAGGAGGAGGAUGAGGAGGAGGAGGAGGAGGAGGUGGAGGAGGAGGAGCAGGGGGAGGAGGAGGAGGAAGAGGAAGAAGAGCAGGAUUAGAAAGUGGAUGCCAAAUGGAGGAGUAGAAGGAGGACGAGGAGGGUAGGUGGAGGUGUAGGAGGAGGAGUAGG
This is a messenger RNA of Closterium sp. NIES-67, 409 nucleotides long. The record is from the annotation of a GenBank genome assembly. NCBI's taxonomy places the organism in Eukaryota, Viridiplantae, Streptophyta, Zygnematophyceae, Desmidiales, Closteriaceae.